AUGGCUGUUCGUAACCAAGUGAAGUUUGGAUGCAGCUGGCUCGCCUUCGUGGCCAGGAGUCAGCAGGAGCUGGAUUCAGAAGGAGCAGACACCAACUCAUCCGAGGGCAUUCGUAAGUGUGAUCCCAGUCCGCAGGUUGAGCAGCCCAGUAGACAACUCGUGAAAGGGAACCUCGAAAGCCUAGAUAAAAACGAAAAUCCGACUGUAUUGCAAUCUGACACCGCAAGAGAUUUUGCCGCUGCACCUGAUCGCUGCAAUCUGGCCUACAAACUUACCUGUCUGCGGCCGUAA
Messenger RNA from Protopolystoma xenopodis, 291 nucleotides. Lineage: Eukaryota; Metazoa; Platyhelminthes; Monogenea; Polystomatidea; Polystomatidae. The record is from the annotation of a GenBank genome assembly.